AUGGUCGUGGCUCCCGAGGGGCUCUGGGUGCCGGCGCGGAAGCCCGAUGCCCAGAGGGUGCUUUGCGUCACUGGCGCGGGCAAGCACAGCGGCCAGUAUGUGGAGAUUGUCUCCGACUUGCCGAUGCUCCGAAAGCUUGAUGAGAGCGGCUGGUCCAACUCCCUGGCCAUCUUUACUGAGAAGAGGUGGCGCAUCACUAGCGACCCGACAGGUUCCAAGUGCUGGCUUCGAAGUCAGAAGCUGGCAUCCUUUCAGUUCGACGCGUCAGCCUGGGAGAAGCGCGAGGGAAAGGGGUGGGUCCCGCAACCGGACGUCUCGUGCCGGUGGGGCUUGGCCUCGGAACUCGAGACAAAGCUCCGGACGCUCGCGCGGAAGGCGCUGAAAGGGAAGCUGCGCCUGACGCUUUUUCGCUGCACUGCGCCCGACUGCCCAAAGGGAUGCGGCAACGUGCUGGCAAAGGACUGGGGGCUCCCUUCACUCGCUGAUUUGCUCGGCCACCUUACGUACUACCAUCGAGGCAGCUCGCAAUAUCACGAGAAGGUGAACGAGGCAUGGAACCAGCAACUUGCCGACGAACUGGAGCAACAAGAGGAGGACGGUGAGGAGUUACUCAGCAUGUUCAAGGCAUCCCUCAACAAACACAACUACGAGCUCAAGACGAAGACCUUGAAUGUUGCUCACCACGUGAACAACAUCCGGAAGAUCGUGCAGAAGAGGGGGUGCGAGGUCAGCCGGUCCCUUGCGAACGACCAGGAGGUCUACGACGAAGUCUGGCAGUGGCAAGAGGAGAAAUCGGGGCACGGGCGCCUCACGGUGUCUCUCCGGUGGCUGAAGAAGUUCACGGAGGUGAGUGCCCUGGAGGCAUAUGACGUGGACAUGUCGUAG
Messenger RNA from Symbiodinium natans, 885 nucleotides. NCBI's taxonomy places the organism in Eukaryota, Dinophyceae, Suessiales, Symbiodiniaceae. The record is from the annotation of a GenBank genome assembly.